Rosa chinensis is the source of this 3770-nucleotide messenger RNA. Its product is annotated as disease resistance protein RPP5-like. The transcript has 8 exons. The record is from RefSeq and is a predicted model, not a curated record. Bases 7 to 2496 code for a protein of 829 amino acids. NCBI's taxonomy places the organism in Eukaryota, Viridiplantae, Streptophyta, Magnoliopsida, Rosales, Rosaceae.
AGGGAAAUGAAAAACUUGAUCAACUUGAGGCAUCUUUAUUUUGAUGAGGGUAUGGAAUUUCCAGCCGGAAUAUUGCGGGGAUUAACUAAUCUCCGAACAUUGUCUUACUUUAAUGUGGGUAAGGAGAUGGGUCUUGGAAUUGAGGAAUUGGUUGGCUUGAACCAAUUGAAAGGUGAAUUAAUCAUUCGUAAUCUGCAAAAUAUAAGGGAUGCAGAAGAAGCGAAGAAGGCAAAAUUAGAGGACAAGAAAAAUGUACUGGAGCUAAGUUUUGUAUGGACAAGAAGCAGAAGCAAUCCAGAAGGUUUGGAGGGUAGGCCAAGCAGCAACGUUCAUGAGGAGAAUGUACUGGAAGGACUCCAACCACAUACCAAGUUGGAGAGCUUAAGGAUUGAAAACUUCAUGGGUGAUAAAUUUCCUCCAUGGAUGAUGAGAAACCCUUUCCCUCUCAACAAUUUGAAGAAGAUCCUUCUAAGCGGUUGUCGCAAGUGCGAACGGCUCCCGAUACUAGGCCAUCUACCGGGUCUUGGACAUGUGGAGAUUUCUGAAAUGCACAAUCUAAAACGCUUGGGAAGUGAAUUUUAUGGUUAUAAUCAUGUUUACGAGGCUGCUGUGGCUACACAAGAGAAGGAGACAAUUGUCUUAUUUCCAGCACUGAAAACAUUAAGCAUUGAACGGUGCGGUGAGCUAAUUGAAUGGAUGGAAGCACCCACAACGAUGGCACCGGCAACAAGUAAAGUAGUGGUGUUCCCUUGCCUGGAGAAGUUGACUCUCCUGGAUUGUCCGUUACUGAGAAAUGCUCCAAGUCAUUUCCCAUCUCUCAAGGACUUGUAUAUAUGGGGCGUGGACAGCGGGAAGCCAAUUGCAAGCAUAUGCAGGGAAGUGAGCACUCUGACUUCUCUCCAUAUAGGGGCCAUCAAUGGGAUUGCUUUGCUGUCCUCAGGGAUGUCGAAGAAUAACAAGAAUCUCACAUCUUUAAAGAUCCGGCGUUGUGGUGAGAUGGUUCGUAUUGCUCCAAAUGUAUUUGGGAGCUGUGCAAAUCUUAAGUCGCUGUACAUUGAGCAUUGUCCAAAACUGGAGCAUCUAGCCGAGGGUCUAGACACGCUCCGUCUUCUCGAGAAGUUGAGCAUAAGUUAUUGUCCUACUCUAGAGUUUAUUCCGAUUGACCACGACAUGGCAUCCCUCCGCGAAUUGGAGAUACAACAUUGUGAUAGAUUAUCUAGUAUUGGCCUACUCGAUCACUGCACCUCUCUACAGGAAUUGCGGAUAUGGGGAUGUAGAAAUCUAACAUCCAUUCCAAUCUCACAGGGCCUUGCAUCUCUCUGCAAAUUGGAUAUUACUCAGUGUGAUGUAUUAUCUAGUAUUGGCAUUCUCGAUCACUGCACCUCUCUACAGGAAUUGCAGAUAAGCAAUUGUAGAAAUCUAACAUCCAUUCCAAUCUCACAAGGCCUUGCAUCUCUCCGCGAAUUGAACAUUUGGAACUGUGGUGGGUUAACGGGCGUACCGUGCGGGGUUGAAAACUGUUCCUCGCUUCAGAAGUUGUCUUUGGGUUACAAUGAUCUGCCGAAUCGUCCAGCUCUCCGCAAAUUGGCUAUUUGGGCCUGUGAUGGGUUAACGGGCUUACCGAGCGGGAUUGAAAACUGCACCCCUCUUCAGGAGUUGGUGAUAUCCUGUUUCUAUAGUCUAGAGACCAUUUCGUUUACACGCGUCUUCCCAUCUCUCCGCAAAUUGCAAGUUGAGAGUUGCGAUGAAUACUGUCCCUCGCUUCAGGAAUUGAUUGUAUACAAAUGCCCCAAGCUAUCAUCCAUUUCAUUUUCUGCGGAUUUGAAUCCAUGUCUUAAGGAGCUGCAUAUAGAGGAUUGCAAUGGUCUACAAUCCCUUCCAGAUUUCCGCAAUUUCACAUCCCUCCUUGUAUUGGAGAUUAGUGGAUGUGCGGGGAUAGAAAGUCUGGUAUGUGGGUUUCAUAUCCCGGUGUCUCUGGAGGAGUUGCGGAUUUCUCAAUGCCAUAACCUAGAGAGUAUUCCAAGUUUAGAGGAAUGCACAUCCCUCCGUCAGUUAGAGGUUCGGGAUUGUGAGAAAUUGAAGCCUCCGUCAACAGGGCUGCGCUGCCUCGCUCGUCUGGAGAAAUUGGAUUUAGGUCCUUUUUGGGAGGAGCUCGACUCCUUCCCUGAUUUUCAAGCUCCAUCACAACAACUUGGCACAUUAUUGUUGCGCGGGUGGCCUAAACUCAAGUCUCUUCCUGAACAAGUUCAACACUUCACUUCGCUGACAGAGUUGGUUAUAGUAUCUUUCAAUGGAGUGCAGGCUUUACCAGAGUGGUUGAGCAACCUUGCAUCUCUCAAGUACCUGGGUAUUUGUGAUUGUGAGAAUCUCAAAUAUCUACCUUCACUCAAAGUAGAGUAUCUACGAAUUUCUGGCUGUCCACUUCUAAAGGAAAGAUGCACCAGAGAAUGGCCCAAGAUUUCUCACAUUCCAAAUAUCAAUUUUUCUGAUUAUUGAAGCCAAGCAAUGCCUCAGCAAUGGCUUUCAUGUUUCAAUAGAAAGAUGUACCAUUGGGAGUGCGCCUGUGUGAGAGCCUCAUGUUGUGCAAGUUAAUCACUUAUCCUCUCUGUAAGCAGAGUAAGGUUUCAAACCAUGUCAUGUCAUAAAAAAUGCAGGUCUGGAUUGAAGCUAUGCAACGUCUCACUCGACUAGCUUGCACUAUUGGAUAUCUGGUUCCAAGUUUCAGGGGAUACAUGUGCCUUCAGAAGUGUUUGAAGUUCAGUUGCGCAUGAUUAUUUCCAUUCAAGUUCUAAGUGCAAGUACAACCCAAGGAGUAAAUUCAUUGCUCUAUCCUCUGCUCAAAUGCAAGAACAAGUUGCACAACUGAUGUACACCAGGUGCAAACUUAGUUCAGGUAUCUGUUGGCUGUAUGAACAAACUUCUGUCACACUUCUCAUUUGUGCGCUCUCUUGGUGUUUCUCAUUGGAAAGCUCGAAUUGUAAUGAAUGGCUGAAGAUUUCUCUCUACCUAGACAAACCUUGUGAUAUAUGUGCUGGAUUUACUGAUUGAGGGAUUGCUUUUGAAGAAAUUAUUACAUGCUCUAAAUGCAGAAUAGCUCGUGAACAUAUGUCAUUUAUAAAAAAAUAUUCAGUUGCUUGAUUGAAGCCAUGCAAUGGCUCAGCAGUGGCUUUCGUGUUUCAAGAGAAAGAUGUAGCAUUGGGAGUGCGCCUGUGUGGGAGUCUCGUGUUGUGCAAGUUAAAUCACUUCUCCUCUCUUAAAGCAGAGUCUGGAUUGAAGCUAUGCAACGUCUCACUCAACUAGCUAGCACAAGUGGAUAACUAUGGUUCCAAGUUUUAGAGGAUACAUGUGCCUUGAGACGUGUUUGAAUUUGCGGUUGCACAUGAUUAUUCCCAUCCAAGUUCUAAGUACAAGUACAGCCAAUUAUUGAAAUCAUUGCUCUAUCCUAGGCCAAAUGGAAGAACAAGUUGCACAACUGAAGUGCACUAGGUGAAAACUGAGUUCAGUUAUCUGCUGGCUGUAUGAACCGACUUCUGUCACACCUCAUUUGUGUGCUCAUGUUUCUCAUGGAAAAGCUCAAAUUAUAACGAAUGUAGGCCAUAAGCUUGACACUUAUGUAUUGUGGGCUUGUAUAGGAGGAACUCGAGUAUGAUUUUAGGAGUGUAUUGCAAGCCUCUUGGUGCUUCCAUGUUCAUGAGAUUCAGUAUGGUGGUAUGAUCUUGUUGUGCAUUAUGGUAGAGCUCUAGAGGAUCUUAUGUUUCCAGACUGUUUCU